Molecule: messenger RNA, 2090 nt
Organism: Panicum virgatum (switchgrass)
Lineage: Eukaryota; Viridiplantae; Streptophyta; Magnoliopsida; Poales; Poaceae
Exons: 2
Coding region: 385-1332 (315 amino acids)
Source: RefSeq, a predicted model, not a curated record
UUUAAUAAGUCAGACUUCUUGACUACAUGAUUUCCCCUGCAGAGAGGCCAAAUCCACACAACCUCUUAGCAUCAAAGAUUUCUAACUUUUACCCCGUGAAAGUCUUGGCCAUCACUAUCUUCUCCUUAAAUUCUUAUAUUCCUUCGCAUGAUGAUUUACCCUCUAUAUACAGGCUACAUGUCCUGUCUGCAUCCUCCAUACAAGUCAAUCAAAGGAAGGUUCUUGCAGUUGCGGCUGCUAAGCUGAUCUGACACAUCAGUUGUUGCUGUUGUCCCAUAGUAUCGCAAGUUCUUGUUCUUUUUUCACAUCCCAAAUAACCUCUCUGUCCACAGUUUUCACCCAAUUCAAUCGAAGGCAAGGGAUGCCAUAGAUACUUGAAUUCUAAUGGCGGAAUCGGUCAGCACUGCGAUUGUCCAGGAGACAGUUAACCAAAUCUUAUCUGGUAUUGUUCAAAAAUAUGAGGAAAAAGAGGAAUCAAAUGCGAACAGAAACUUGGAGAGGCUAGAGAUGGCUCACAUCAGGCUAGAGGCAGCUCUUGAGACAUCUGAAAAGUGGAAGAUCACAGAUCCAUCCUUAUUGCGUUGGCGUAGGAAGCUGAAGCGUGCUGCUCAAGAGUGCGAUGACACACUGCACAAAUGCAAGCAGAGAAUCCUAGAAGAUGAACAAAUGGAACGGGAGGUAAAGAACACUUCCCUUCCUAACCGUGUUGUGCAUGCUACAAAGUCAUUUAUUUUCUCAGUCCUUAAUCGCAGCAACAAUGAGUUGAGCAGAUUCAUUAUUCAAAGAUUUGAGUGGUAUGCAGAUGGUGCUAGUGAGUUUCUGAGAUUCAUAGAGCUUGGUGGCACACCACGCUGUCACAUGCUAUUUGACUCCCUUGUCAAGAACCUUUUGGCGGGCAAGGUACUACAUCAUAAAAUCAUUCGGGGAAACAAGCAUCCAUCCUUUCAAUUAUGUUUGGAGCCAGUCUGUACUUCAAAUCAUGGAACAAAUGCUGGUUUGACAUUUAUCCAUUCUUUGGUUUGGUCGUACAACUCUCAGAGAGUACAGACAUAUUUGGGAUCGCAAUUAAGUGCUUGCAGUUUUUUGCUCCUCAUUUCAAGUGUCCAUUUGAAAAUAUUAGGAAUGAACUUUCUCAACUACCCACUCAAGACUUCUCAUGGGGGCCAUCUAUUUAUUCAUACCAUAAGGAACAUUGGGACAAAUUUCACAGCUUCACGUCUCAGUGGGCCCGACCAAACCCAUUUUGUUGCAAGGAGCAUGGUCAGCAUGAGGUUCGACGUUUUGGUAACCAAGACAUGGCAGGAUUAUCAGAUGUUUUGUUACAACCAGUAAUUAGGUUAGGUUUGUUUUGUCAAGUCUCAAUGUCUGUUUACGACGAGCAGAAGACCUCAAUGUCUGAAGACAUAAUUUCUUUGCAAGAAUAUCCAUAUCUGAAAGCUGGAAUCUGCUAUGCACCCCAUGGGUCUUUAGGGGGCAUGCUGCCAGCACAUAGGAGUUCUGAAAUAGUGGCUAUAGUCCACAAGGAGCAACAUUGCUUGCAUACAAACAUUCCCUUAGAACAGCUGGGAGACAUUAUGCUGCCAAAGGCAAUAGAUUACUUCCACCAGAAUGCCGAAAUGAUGGUUUACCAAAUGCUUUGGAAGUCUAAACAUGGCUAUGCACUCAUUCAGGUUGAGAAGCCAUUCGUGAGCACACGGAGAUCAAGCAUGAGAACACAGAGAACUAUUGGGGGAGCUACUAAAAGGAAACUAUUGCAAGGACAUGACGAGGAGCUUAUCAGGAAUCGGAUACGUGCCUGUCACAUACUUGACUUAUGGGUUACACAUGCUCCUGUCCAGUUGCAAAUGUCCAUGAUGAACUGGAAGAAGAAAGAAAAGGAAAUUCUAUUAGCAGCACCACAGCUACACCUGAAAUUCUAAAUAAUGUAACUUGGAUGUAAAAGAACAAAACAAUGAAGGACUCAAAAUAGCAUAAAUAAAAACAACUACAACAGCCGGGACCUAGGAGUCCUAUAUAUGUUCUACAUUAGGAACUUGUGCAACUGUAGCAGGUCACUUGUUCUUGGUUUCAAUUUAUGUGCCUUGCAUGUU